UGUUCAUAUUCAAGUUACAGGUGUACCCAAGUACUGUGCUCCCCUCUCCAGAUAGAAGGGAUGGGUGGCAGGCAAGAGUGCUGCAAGAAGGAUCUGCAAUAUAUAGGCCGGAUCCCUCUACUCUCUAUAGAGGCAGGAUCCGAGAACUUGCAAAACCAAAGCCAAAAGUAGCUUGGGAGAACUACUGUAGUAGGCUAGACUGGGGAAACCAGGAGACAAUCUGGCCCCUCUCCUUGAGUGCUUUGGCUACUCGUCCAUCUCCAAGACUUACAGCUCUGGCCAAACCCAAGAAGAAUUUUGAUGGAAAACUCCAGCGCAGGCCCCUUUUCCUGUACAGCUGUGGUCGGGAAUCAGAGAUAUGGGAGCGCCCACCCCUAAUGAAUCUUGGGUUUCCAUCUGAUCGGAUACUGAAGUUAGCAGAACCUAAAAAAUUUCAGCUGGCUUACCUGCAGAAAAGGGCUCGCAAUUCCCCAGAGUGGCCUGUGACGCCAGCUGCGCUCACCUGUGAGGCUUCCCAGAGGGUGCUAGACCUUGCACAUCCAAAAUCCAUGCAUCCAGACUUCAUUCAAGCCAGAGAGGCUGAAACACAUGUUACAGACACUGCGAAGACAGCUAGAGUGUCCCAAAGAAUAAAGCACCUUGCACAGCCUCAGGUUCGGAAGGACUCAUGGUGCUAUGAUCGGGGCCAUCCUGAAGCUCUCAUCUGGCCGGUGUCCAAGUCUGCUCAGCAAGCCACGGCCAGCUCUAGAACAUCAGAACUGGCAAAAGAGAAACAGGUGUCUCCCAAGUAUCUGCCAGUCCGGGAUGCUGAAUGGCCAGUGUCAAAAGCAGCUAAGCACACCGCUGCGACUCCUAGGACUGUGGGGCUGUCGAAGCCUUCCAAGAGGCCCCCUAUGAAUAUUGCUCAGUUCAAUCCAGAUGCGUUUACAGUAAAGGAGUCUGCCAAGAAGGCAUUUUGUUCCAGUCGAAUUCUAGAGCUCGCCCGCCCCAUUGGGCGCUGAACCUUUGGACUCCACAUGGCACUACCCUUCCUUAACACCUAAGAGACUUGUGGCUUUCCCACAAGUUGGUCCCUUCCCCAGUGUGUUUGAUUAUAGGCUGUAGGUAGAAUGUAGACUUGGCAGGAGGGUAUGUGAACAAGAACGAGGGAAAACUCCUCUAGCAGCUCAACUGCUGCUUUUAAAUCCUUCCCCAAUCCUCAAUAAAACUGUGUGCAAAAUAAGAUCAGAGUAACUUUUUUGCAUUAUUAGGGCUGUGGUAAGUUCCUCUAUAGGGAGCAUCUUUUCUUCUUGCACCUGCUGAGCAAUGUUUCUGGAUCUACCUGCCUCAUUGUCACUUCAUUCACUACUUUCACGACUUCAUUCAGUUUAGUUAUUUUGUACAUUGGUGUAUUCAAACAGACAUUUUUCAAAUGAGUUUCCAGGUAAAUCAGAUUUGCUGCAGGGUGUCUAAGAAUAAGAGGGCUUUAAAUGUGUGGGUGGCGGUGGGAAGCAGGACUUGAGUAGUGUGCACAGUAGCUCUGCUCCUGUACUUUGCAACGCAAUGUGUGCAUCUACAUGUGUGGUGGACUGCGUAGUUGUUACUGUGCCAUCAUUUAGUAUUUGUUGAAGCAAGUACUAAAUAACUGCAUAGUAACCGGUGUUACUGUGCUGUCCUGUUGCUGCAUGGUUACUUUUAGCUGCUACUGUGCAGUAACGUUGGCAUCAAAGUUCAUGCCCGGCAAUGCUACGUCACCGUACCAAUGAGCUACAAUUCAGUAGCUCGUUGCUACAGGAAUGUAGCAUCUUGUGUAGACACCCCCUCUGUGGUAAUGUGAAAAGCAUCCCAGAUCUGUAAUGACCAACUCAGUCUCCCAUGAAAGGGAUGGUAUUCAGUAUACUGUAAGCGAAUAAAUAUCCAGCACUCAUGCUGGCAGCCAGUCUGCAUCCUUUCUGAGAUGGGGAAGGAAUGGCUUUGUCUGCCAGUGGGGAAUAGCUGGGAUUCCACUGCCGCGUGCCCCAGAGGAAGGUUUAUGUUGCAGUGAGGCCUUCAGCUUUGUCAUAGCAUUAAGUCUCCAUUCUUGUGGCUGACAUCUGAAAGCUUACACAGGCUCUUGCCAUAGUGCCAGGUUAACACAAUGUGCAUGAGCCUUUAUGAGUGUCAUCAGCUUAAUUGACACAUCUCAGCCGGGAUUGGACUCAGCUAAACAAAAGAGAUAGCAGCAAGGUCAUACACAAUUGCUUUCCAUUUUUGACAAGGGACAUAGAUGGGCUCAGAGCAGCAGAAAGGAGGUGGUCUACCACCUUAAUAGAUGUCCUAGCUUCUAAACAAGAGCAAGGGGCCACUCCCAGCCACACUCUCUGCCCAGGCUCCUUCCCUCUCCAAAUAGCUUCCUCAGAGCCAGAUACUUCCAUCAAGCCUGUUGCUCCUAUCAAGAGGCUGCUGGUCAUUUUCCCCAUGCCUUCCCCUUGGCUGAUGUGGAGGGGGCCCUUCCUUGGUCCUCUCUGACCCUGGGUUCCCUGUAGGGUCUCUUACCCCUUUGUCAGAUUUCUCUGAGCAGAGGAACUUGGUCAUCCCCCUCCCCAACUUUGGGACUCUUCAGAGAGUCCUGGUCUCUGUUUCUGAGGAAAAGCCAGCCUGCCCAUUUGUUCACAAAGAUUUUUGUGACUAGCCAGUACAUAUAUAUAACAGGUCAGAAGAAAAGACUGUAAAGAUAAAGUUAACCCUAAAGCUAACACACAGAAAAAAACAUCUCUACGUGUUUUUUGCAUAUGGAACUGAAGGAACCAACACUCCAGUCCUUCCAGUCUUUGGAGAUGGAGAGUGAUUAUUUUAAAGAUGGGUGGGUUCAAA
Messenger RNA from Alligator sinensis (Chinese alligator), 2832 nucleotides. RefSeq names its product theg spermatid protein like (gene SPMAP2L). Bases 378 to 1001 code for a protein of 207 amino acids. The transcript has 9 exons. NCBI's taxonomy places the organism in Eukaryota, Metazoa, Chordata, Crocodylia, Alligatoridae. The record is from RefSeq and is a predicted model, not a curated record.